AUGCCCCGGGCGACCCCUGUGACAUCACCGUGGAGUCCCCGGGCCCCCCGUUCUCCGGCCAUGCCCCUGCCGACCUCGGGCCCGCUUUGGGGCCCGCUCCCGCUCCUGCUCCUGCUCCUGGCCUCCUUCCCCAAGGUGCCCGGCUGCCUGCACUGCAAUGCCCCGCUGCGCCAGGCCCUGGCCGCCCUGAGGGCCCGCCUCAUCCCCAGCCACUUCCAAUCCCCGCGACUGCGGGCAAGAGCCGGGGCGCUCCUCGAUGGCAUGGCCGGGGGCUUCUACCGCGACUAUGCCACCUACCAAUACGCCGGUCAAGUGGGGGUCACCCGCUUCUCCCUAGUGCAGAAUUUGGCAAGAAACAAGACGGAGGAGUUAAUGAGAACAACACUGACAGAGGGUCCUUUACUGGACAGGCUGGUGGAGGUGCGAGCCGAGGUGGCCCAGGCUCUGAAGAGGUCGUUGAAAGAGCAUCAAAACCGAGCCUGUGACCCCAACUACUGCAGCCAGCUGAGUUUCCAGGUGCUGGACUGUUUGCGCUGCAAGACGGAAAAAGCCGACUGCCUGAGCCGCAGACUCUGUUUCGGAGACCGGCAGCCCCGCUUGGUCCUGCGCUACGGGCCUCAGGGGGUCCCCAUCAAAGACCGGGCCGCGAAGGGCCGGGUGAUGGUCCUCACUCUGGCCGGCAUCACCUUCGGGGUCGUGGUGGCGGCGGCACUGACUUACAGAAGCAACCGGCGGCUACUGCGGACCCCCAGAAAGAACAAUGCUAAUUCACACCAGUCGUCUUCAUAAUAAAAAAAUGUUUAUCCCA
Molecule: messenger RNA, 808 nt
Organism: Ornithorhynchus anatinus (platypus)
Lineage: Eukaryota; Metazoa; Chordata; Mammalia; Monotremata; Ornithorhynchidae
Gene: IZUMO2
Product: IZUMO family member 2
Exons: 7
Coding region: 1-789 (262 amino acids)
Source: RefSeq, a predicted model, not a curated record